AGUUGUUAUGUCGUCUGUCUGAACGUUGCGCAGUAGUGUCAUAACAUUCUAAAAUAGGAACCGAACAAUUCGCGGAGCAUGGAUUUUUUUCUUUCUUUUUUGUGUGAACUGAACAACCAUGCUGUGAUAUUAUAACUCUUGAAAUUCGUUUUUUUCUGAAACCUAGUAUUUUUCAAGCAUAGUCUGUGGAUUUCGGUCGAGUCUGUUUGUUGGCUUGUUUGUUUGUUCCCCCCUUGAAAGACGUAGGCUAAACGUGUGUAGCCUGUGCCAACUGCGUUUUAAUUGAAUCGUUGCAUUUCUUCUUCAGAGCCAUGACUUACAAAGAAAAGGAUGUUGAAAAACAUGGAAGGCAAUGAAACGUUUUAAGACAAAAAGCAAAGGUCAAAAUGUUUGAAUUCUGAAAAGGCGCUGUCGAGCACUGGAGGUGCUGAAAUCUCUUGGUGCUCCUUUCCGCGUGAUUGGUAAACUUGACAGUGAUUGACGGGCAUCCAUGGCAACCACGCAACCAAUCUGCCAAGUCCAAUAGAAAAUCAGCAGAGGGGCUGACUGUCUUUUUCCCCUUCAAAAUACAUCUCGGGUCCAGUUUUUAUACUCUUGCACGUUCAACCUACCAAGUUCACCAGCCGAGGCUGCAGUAGCCAGCCAGAGGGCAGCGUUCCUCAGUGGUUUUAACGGUUGAUCUGUUAACUUUGGGAUUGCCUUUUUGUCUGGAUUCGAUACACAGAGAGCGAGACGGAGAGACGGGUAAGCAAGAGGAGAGAGAGAGAGAGAGCGACGGAGGAGAAAAGAGAAGCCUCCAUGUUUCAGCUGCCUAUCUUGAAUUUUAGCCCUCAGCAGGUUGCGGGGGUUUGCGAGACUCUGGAAGAGAGCGGGGACAUCGAGCGCCUCGGUCGCUUCCUCUGGUCUCUGCCCGUCGCCCCCGCAGCCUGCGAGGUCCUCAACAAGAAUGAGUCGGUGCUUAGGGCGCGGGCCAUCGUGGCCUUUCAUACCGGGAAUUUUAGAGAACUCUACCAUAUCUUGGAGAACCACAAGUUCACCAAAGAGUCACAUACAAAACUGCAGGCCUUGUGGCUGGAGGCUCACUACCAGGAGGCGGAGAAGCUGCGGGGACGCCCGCUAGGGCCAGUGGACAAAUACAGGGUGCGGAAGAAGUUCCCAUUACCCAGAACAAUAUGGGAUGGAGAGCAAAAAACCCAUUGCUUCAAGGAGAGAACCCGGCAUCUGUUAAGGGAAUGGUACUUGCAAGACCCUUACCCGAACCCUAGCAAAAAAAGAGAGCUUGCACAGGCCACUGGACUUACCCCCACACAAGUAGGAAACUGGUUCAAAAAUCGUAGACAAAGGGAUAGAGCAGCGGCGGCGAAAAAUAGGUUACAACAGCAAGGUAUGUCCCAGGGCUCGGUUCGGUCUUUAGCGGAUGAAGAUGGAACCGCUGAUCGACUUGGUACAGCCUCUAGUCCCGAGGCAAGUUUGUCAAGCAAAGCCGCCACCUCGGCUAUUUCUAUCACUUCCAGCGACAGCGAAUGUGACAUCUGAUGGCAUGAGAGGAAGUCCAGAGGAAGAUAAUACAUGAACAGGAGAUAAAUGAAGGAGAACCUGAAAGACAAUCUGAUACAAACAGUCACAGUGCCUGCGUUUGAAUUUUAAAGAAACUGUUCUUCUUUGAUGGCUGCCAAAACACCAGUGCUCUGACAGAAAGCCCUGUCUUAAAGCUAUAUUUUCAUUUUGUUUUCAUUUUGCCACAAUGGAUGACGACUGAAACCUAAUACAAGAGGGAAUAAAAAAGAUCAUAUUCAUAUUCACGAUCCCUCUAAAGGGAGGACUAAUAAACCAAUGCCUCAAGAUGAAACUAAAAAGAGGACGAGACAUUAGCGCCUGACCUGCUGUUUUCUGUGGGUAUUUCAUGUUGAAAAGACGCUGUAAUAUUUUUACUUUCAAAGUUUUAUAAAUAAUGUUUAUUUACCUAUUUAAACGAUUGGCUCUGUCUGUUAGAAUUUGAUAUUAAUUUGCAUGGUGUUUUUAAUAUUUACCUUAUGCACAGGUGAACCAGUUGAGCAUGUGCGCUAUAGUGAACGUGUUUCAGUAUAAAAGAAAAAAGUAAAGAUAACUUAAUAAAAUAAUUGUGGAUCAAGAGA
Messenger RNA from Osmerus eperlanus (European smelt), 2135 nucleotides. RefSeq names its product homeobox protein SIX6. The record is from RefSeq and is a predicted model, not a curated record. Gene Ontology annotation, molecular function: RNA polymerase II cis-regulatory region sequence-specific DNA binding; DNA-binding transcription factor activity, RNA polymerase II-specific. The transcript is spliced from 2 exons. Gene Ontology annotation, biological process: eye development; regulation of transcription by RNA polymerase II. The coding region runs from base 799 to 1536 and encodes 245 amino acids. Gene Ontology annotation, cellular component: nucleus; transcription regulator complex. Lineage: Eukaryota; Metazoa; Chordata; Actinopteri; Osmeriformes; Osmeridae.